Molecule: messenger RNA, 1167 nt
Organism: Anoplophora glabripennis (Asian longhorned beetle)
Lineage: Eukaryota; Metazoa; Arthropoda; Insecta; Coleoptera; Cerambycidae
Product: zinc finger X-chromosomal protein-like
Exons: 5
Coding region: 100-1167 (355 amino acids)
Biological process (GO): regulation of transcription by RNA polymerase II
Cellular component (GO): nucleus
Molecular function (GO): DNA-binding transcription factor activity, RNA polymerase II-specific; RNA polymerase II transcription regulatory region sequence-specific DNA binding; zinc ion binding
Source: RefSeq, a predicted model, not a curated record
UUUUGUAGUUUUGUGUGAAAACAUUAAGUAACAUCACAGUAUGCUAAUCAAACUAAUUAGUAUACUGUGAGUAGCAUUAACGUUGAAAAUCUAUAAAACAUGUUUAAAAAGGAACAGUGCUGUAGGCUUUGCCUUAUUGUCGUGAACGACGAAAAUCUCGUAGUAAUAGAAGAAACUAUUAAAGAAGUUUUAGAUAUUCUUUUGCUGAAACUAAAGGAAAUAGAAAAGAACAAAUCUAUAUUGUGCAAUGCUUGUUCCGUUAAACUGUUUGCAGCAUUCAAUUUCAAGGCGACGUGCACGGAUACCGAGGACCGUAUCUUUCCAUACAUCGAUUCUGAAAUGGGGACGCCGGUCGACCUAAGAGAAAUUUAUCUAAAGGAAAGAGGUAAAGAGCAUUUAAAAGACAUGUUGGAAGACGAGAGGAUUUGUCGUUUGUGUAUGCGAGUUGUCACCUGUGGAUUUACACCAGUAAAAGAACUGAAUGUCUAUACACUCUGUCAAUAUAUUCCAGAAGUGAACUUGACUUCCACCACAGAUCCCGUUGUGUGCAAAGCUUGCAUCGAUUCUUUGGACACCCACACGAGUUUCUUAAAGGGCUGUUUUAACGUGGGAGAGAAAAUUAAAAAUAUUUCUGUCAACACAACCAUAGAAAGUCCAUUCCAUAUUAUCACAGAAGAAAUUGAAUUAAAAUCUGAAGAUUAUAACGACACGCCACUAGAGGAUGAACCAUUCGAGAAGAGUGAGUGUAAAGAUGCAAAAGAGGAUGGAUGUAAACACGAGAAUAGAUCAAAGAACAAAUAUAAUAUGAAAAAAAAGCAGGAGGGCAAUGAAUCGUACAGAUGUGAUAAUUGUAGUUACGAAACUGGAAGUAAGAUCCAUUUUGCAGCACACUGUGCUAGAUACGGGGAAGAUUGGGAAGUGUACAAGUGUGAAAUGUGGGAUUAUAAAACUGAAAAUAAGAAAUUACUUCAGAGGCACCAGUUGGGGCAUAAAAAUCCUUCUGAAGUUCAAAUGUACAGGUGUAACAACUGCGAUUAUGAAACUAAAUACAAGACAAAUAUCAAACGGCACCAAGUGAAACAUAAAGAUCCUUCGCAGGUUCAAAUGUACAGGUGUAAAACCUGCGAUUACGAAACUAAAUACAAGAGAUUUAACUUGCUGAAAUGA